Mauremys reevesii (Reeves's turtle) is the source of this 5876-nucleotide messenger RNA. RefSeq names its product enhancer of zeste 1 polycomb repressive complex 2 subunit (gene EZH1). The coding region runs from base 1279 to 3663 and encodes 794 amino acids. Gene Ontology annotation, biological process: chromatin remodeling. The transcript is spliced from 20 exons. Gene Ontology annotation, molecular function: protein binding; histone H3K27 methyltransferase activity. Lineage: Eukaryota; Metazoa; Chordata; Testudines; Geoemydidae. The record is from RefSeq and is a predicted model, not a curated record.
GGGCUCAGAUUGCUGCGUCCCAUCGUUUUGCCUCCAGCUAACGGGGCAGCAUCAUCACCCGUCAUAUUUCCUUUAUUUGGAAUCUGUAACUAAAACGUGUGUCUGAGCAAUAGGUGCCUGUUCUGCUUUUGACAUCGUUCCUUCGCUCCCUGACCUACUGGGGCUAGAACAUGGGCUGAGGCCAAAUGAUGCUCCCCACUGUCACAGAGGCACAUAACGCUCCCCUGUGCUUGUGGCUGACGCUGCUGCUUACUCUUAAUUACAGUUAAAUGCCCCUUUGAACAUAUUUUUCUUGGCCUAACUCUGUGGUUUGUGCCCUGUAGUUUAUUUUAACCCCAUCACCCACAGGAGGCUUAUUUCAGGCAGUAGGGAAGCUGCCCAGGGUGCUUCUGAGGGGGUCUGGUUUCUUAGGUUUGGAUGGCAGUACCUCUUGUAAAAGAGAUGUUUGAAUGCUGGGGAACUAUAACUUUGAAACUGUACCCCAAGGGGAAUCAGACAGUUAAAUCCCAGCAGAUAAAAGGAAAACAAAAGUAUAAUCCUGAAAACCUACUUGUAUGCCUCAGACUCCUACUUGUCCAAAGACUUCCAUACUGUUACAACGGGAAGUGGCUCUGCUUGGAAGUGAGGGGAUCAGAUCCCUGCCUAUGUCUCCAGGCUCUUGGGUGAACUGGAGCAACAAUAGUGCAAACAGAAGGGUUAAAUGAUGAGCCGGAAUGGACUGUAACUCCCUCCAAAGGCUAACCUGACUUCCUGGGACAAUCAGGCUUGCAUCUAUAGUUUGCAUGAGAUCAGAGCCUCCUAUAGUGUUGCUACAUUGUGUGUGUGUGUUAGAGAGAGAGAGAGAGACCCCCCCUUUCUUCCAUUAGAUAGCAGAGCAGGUUCGUUCACAGUCCUGCAGCCAGGUUUGUCACAUGCAUGUUGUGAUCGUGUCUCCCAUCCCUAAGACUAGGUCCAGAGGAAAUGUGCGUAGUUGGCACUGGGUGAACUUUAAGGAGGUUUAACCCUGCAGAAGUAUGUUUUGUAACCCUGCAGUCCCUGGGAACAGCCCCAGAGCCUCUUCUUGGUGUGUGUGCGAUUGGCUCUUAGUUUUGAUUUUUUGCUGCCUCAGAGAACGUUUGGCAUCUUUAAUAAAUAACCCUUUGCUGUGCGCUCCUGAGGAGGAGAAGCAAAGAAUUGUGGCCUGGUCUCUACUGUGAGGAAUAUGCUAGGGGGGAAAGAUCCCAGCUGACCUAGGAGGGUCGCCUUGGAGGCACAAGCUGUGAUUCCAGUCUGUGUAUAAUGAAGCCAGCAUCACCUUUGCCUUCAGUCUGUUACUGCCCGGGGCAAAUGGAACAGAGGAGCUGCUCAGAAUAUUUAGUCAAAAAGGAGGUCACCCAGGAUCAUGCUGUUGGGACCAGCCAUCCUAGGGGCACAGAUAGGAAAAUGGAAAUUCCAACUCCUCCAACUUCUAAGUGCAUUAUUUACUGGAAAAGGAAAGUCAAGUCUGAAUAUAUGCGUCUUCGGCAACUCAAGAGGUUUCAGGCAAACAUGGGAGCCAAGGCUCUGUUUGUGGCCAAUUUUGCAAAGGUUCAAGAAAAAACUCAAAUUCUGAAUGAAGACUGGAAGAAGCUUCGAGUUCAGCCAGUCCCGCUAAUGAAGCCUGGCACUGGGCACCCUUUCCUGAAACAGUGUACCGUCGAGAGCAAUUUCCCUGGAUUCCCAAACCAGACCAUCUUCAUGAGGUCCCUAAACACAGUAGCGUUGGUGCCUAUUAUGUAUUCCUGGUCCCCUCUUCAGCAGAAUUUCAUGGUGGAGGAUGAGACCGUGCUGUGCAAUAUCCCCUACAUGGGAGAUGAGGUGAAGGAGGAAGAUGAAACCUUCAUUGAAGAGCUAAUUAAUAACUACGACGGGAAAGUUCACGGCGAGGAAGAGAUGAUAACAGGGUCCGUCCUUAUCAGCGACGCAGUGUUCCUGGAGCUUGUUGACGCUCUGAAUCAGUACUCGGAUGAGGAAGAGGAAGGGCUCAAUGACUCUGAGGGUAAACAGGAGGAUGGGAAGGAGGAGCUGCCAGUCACAAGAAAAAGAAAGCGAACCACAAUGGAAGGCAACAAAAAGUGUCCAAAGAAGCAGUUCCCAAAUGACAUGAUCUUCAGUGCUAUUUCUUCAAUGUUUCCUGAGAACGGCUUCCCGGAAGACAUGAAAGAGCGGUACAGGGAACUUACGGAACAGUCUGAUCCGAACGUGCUGCCCCCCCAGUGCACUCCAAACAUUGAUGGGCCAUGUGCCAAGUCCGUCCAGCGGGAGCAGUCCCUGCAUUCGUUCCAUACGCUCUUCUGCAGGCGGUGCUUCAAAUACGACUGUUUUCUGCAUCCUUUCCAUGCGACUCCUAAUGUCUAUAAACGGAAGAACAGAGAGAUCAAAAUCGAGCCAGAUCCCUGCGGGACAGACUGUUUCCUCUGGCUGGAGGGAGCCAAGGAGUUUGCGGUGCUGCACAAUCCCAGGUCCAAAUGCUCAGGUCGGCGGCGCCGUAGGCACCAUGUGGUCAGUGCUUCCAGCUCAAACCCCUCGUCCUCCUCCGUGGCUGAGACGAGGGAGGGAGACAGCGACAGAGACACGGGCAACGACUGGGCCUCGAGUUCCUCAGAGGCCAACUCCCGAAGCCAGACCCCCACCAAGCAGAAGGGCAGCCCUGCCUCCUCCCAGCUCUUUGUGAUGGAAGCGCCACAGGAGCCCGUCGAGUGGACGGGGGCCGAGGAGUCGCUCUUCCGCGUGCUCCAUGGCACCUACUUCAACAACUUCUGCUCGAUAGCCAGGCUGCUGGGAACGAAAACCUGCAAGCAGGUCUUCCAGUUUGCGGUGAAAGAAUCCCUUAUAAUGAAACUGCCGACCGGCGAGCUCAUGAAUCCGUCCCAGAAGAAGAAAAGGAAGCACAGGCUGUGGGCUGCGCACUGCAGGAAGAUCCAGCUGAAGAAAGAUAAUUCACCUACCCAGGUGUACAACUACCAGCCCUGCGACCACCCCGACCACCCCUGCGACAGCUCCUGUCCCUGCAUCAUGACUCAGAAUUUCUGUGAAAAGUUCUGCCAGUGCAAUCCUGACUGUCAGAACCGCUUCCCGGGCUGCCGCUGUAAGACCCAGUGCAACACCAAGCAGUGUCCGUGCUACCUGGCCGUGCGGGAGUGCGACCCUGACCUGUGCCUGACCUGCGGGGCGUCGGAGCACUGGGAUUGCAAGGUGGUCUCCUGUAAGAACUGCAGCAUCCAGCGGGGCCUCAAAAAGCAUUUGCUGCUGGCUCCAUCAGAUGUCGCUGGCUGGGGGACAUUCAUCAAGGAAUCUGUGCAGAAGAAUGAAUUUAUCUCUGAAUAUUGUGGUGAGCUUAUUUCCCAGGACGAGGCCGACCGGCGGGGGAAGGUCUAUGACAAGUACAUGUCCAGCUUCCUCUUCAACCUCAACAACGAUUUCGUUGUUGAUGCCACCCGCAAAGGAAACAAAAUCCGCUUUGCCAACCACUCUGUGAACCCCAACUGCUACGCCAAAGUGGUGAUGGUGAAUGGAGACCACCGGAUAGGAAUCUUUGCCAAGAGGGCCAUCCAGGCUGGGGAGGAGCUCUUCUUUGAUUACAGGUACAGCCAGGCCGAUGCCCUGAAGUACGUGGGCAUAGAAAGGGAGACGGAUAUCAUCUAGCCCCCCGCGGGCACGGCCCCUGCUCCUGUCUGCCCCAAUGCCGUGUUCAUUCCAUGCUCCAUCAUUGCUGCCCCGUUCCCGUUGCUGUGUGUCCCGAGUGCUCCGUUCCAGCCAGACGCCUGGGAGCAAAGCCCAGGGCAGGAGCAGGAGUCAGACGCUGCCUGGGGUAGCAGGAACCUGGCUUGGUUCCGGGGCAGGUGGGCGCUGGUGCUCCUGGGCUGGGACAGCUCCAGAGACUGGAAGGAAGAGGCAUGGCUGAGAAAUGCUCAGUCUGUUUCUAAACCUGCCUGAGCGACCAGCUGGAUCUGGAGCCAAGGGACGGUGGAGCGACCCCCUGCAUGCAGGGAGCAGGGAGCGGGUGCUUGAUGUUCUGCUCCUGCCGCAGCCAUUGGAGUGAGCUUUUAUCCCUGGAGCAUCUCUUGCUACCUCUCGAUUUCCUUCCAUGCUGAAGUGCUGGGGCCGAGGCUGCUAGCACGUGGUCAGACCCCACCGAGGGUCAGUCCCGCCUCCCUGCAGCGUGGCUCCGGCGAAAGGGGGGAGCUGCCCAGCACAGUGUGUGGGGAGGGGUCCGCCGGGGCGAGGAGCCACGCUGGUUACGUGACGCAAUGGUGCCAGGAGGAGCCGAGUGUGCGUCUGUGGUGGGGUUACCUUAGGAGCCAGAGGAGCUGGCGGGAGGGGGCAGGAAACGCGAGGCCAGCUGGAGCGUGGGAGGCCCCUUGCCCUGCCCCAGCUCCCACCUGCCAGGCUCUGCGGAACGCCUGGUGAACGAUGUGUAUUUCUGCCUCUUGUGCUGGCCGGCCCUUGGAGCCUGGUGCGUCGCGCACCCCCUGCUCUGCAGAACUGGGGCGCCACAGGCCACGUGCAGCUCCAGCUCGCUGUGCCUGGGGUUAGUGGUGGGCAGCCUGGGCUCUUCCUGUGUCAAGCCUUCAGCCCGUACCAGGCAGGCGGGCACUGCUGGGACAGUCCCUCCGGGCCACGGGCUCUCGGCCCCUGCUGGUUUCUGUGCUGUUAGCCAGGUGAGUGGUGCUGCUGCAGGCAUGUCACUGACGCAGACACUUUAACCUGCUCCACUUCCUGUCCUGGAGCGGGGCUGCCCCACAGCUGCCAUGCCAGAGCCAGGCAGUGCUGCGAAUGCUGGGCACUGAACUACCCGGCACUGCUCCAUGCUGACCAGCGAGGGGGGCUGGGGCCUCUCUGGGGGCUGCCAGUCAGCACAGGCCUGCUGGGGAUGCAGAGGGGCUGGAAGUGUGGGUCUCCCACGGGAGGUGGCGCAGAGCAUUCUGCUUGCCCAGCGCUGGGCUGGGUGCUCCAGCGUCACACAGUUGAGCCGGCAGGUUCCCCUGGCCCGGGCUGCCCCAGCAGUACCCGUAAGGCACUUUACAAGCCCCCCAUGGCUCCUUGCUCUGGCCUGGAGCUCCUGCCAUUGCACAGAACUCUUCUCAGGUGGCGUUUGGAUCAGCGAGAGCUUUGCCUGCUGUAAAUACCUUGUGGCCGGUGCCCGCCAGCAGCUCUGUUGCACCAGGCCCCCUCCCAGCAGUGCAGACCGGGGGGGCAGGCUCCCCGGAGGUGGAGAGCAGGGCAGGGUCUGCUCUCAGCACCCCAUGCAACGAAAUCAAGUGAGCACUUUAAACUAGGCCUCCCACCCAGCCGAGGAGCUGGGACCCGGGCGGCUCUGGGUUUGAGGACACACCUGCCAGCCCAAGCACAGCUGGUGCUGGGUGGGGUCAGUUCAGAUGGCAGGGUCUUGUCCCGGAGCAGGAAUGAAAGCCAGGGCUGGCCUGUGCCUGGGGGGAGGGGGCAGGCUCUCUCGCUCUGGGCUGACGGUGCAUCCAAGUGGGGGGCGAGCCAGGCUCUCGGGCCUGCUGCCUACUAGCUCAGGCUUGUCCCUGUUCUCAAGCAUCCAGGCAUGUUCCUGCCACUAGCAGCCGAGCGGGGCCCAAGGCCCAUGCUGCUCCCCCGCAGGGCAGUUAGGCCCAUCUCCCUCCCUGGGGCUGGCAGGGGUGUGUGCCUGGGCCCCCUUGUCUGAGUGCCCCACCCCUCCCCGGCACCAUACCGCCCUCCCAGCCAGUGACUUGCCCUCUGCGCAGUGAGAGGCUUUGUGUGUGUGGUCUGCUGCUGUGAAUUAUAUGCACUUUAAAACUGAUGUGGCUUGUAAUCUUUGUCCCAAUAAAGUGGUAGUGAAUGUCCUCCCCGGCCUGGCUGCCAGCGUCUGU